GGCCACCACCGUCUCCCCUUCUCUCGGCUCUCUCUCUCUCUCUCUCUCUCUCUCCCUCUCUCCAAUUUGGGGGAACGCACAUCGAACGCAACCCUUCCUCCCCUCGACGCCGAUGGCUUCCGAUGGCUUCGCCGACAAGAACGCCGUCUUCAGAAAGCUCAAAUCCAAGUCCGACAACAAGAUGUGCUUCGAGUGCAACGCCAGGAACCCGACAUGGGCGUCGGUGACGUACGGGAUCUUUCUCUGUCUCGAUUGUUCCGCCGUUCACCGAAGUCUGGGCGUGCAUAUCAGCUUCGUGAGGUCUACAAAUUUAGACUCUUGGACUCCUGAGCAGCUCAAGAUGAUGGUUUUUGGAGGCAACAACCGUGCACAAGUUUUUUUUAAACAGCAUGGAUGGACGGAUGGUGGCAAGAUCGAAGCUAAAUAUACAUCUAGAGCAGCAGAAUUGUAUAGGCAGUUACUAACUAAAGAGGUUGCUAAGAGUGCUGCAGAAGAUUCUGGACCUUCAUCACCUGUUGCAGCAACUCAGUCCACGCAUGCAGUAAAUGGACUUCCUGAACUUAAGCUUGCAGAUACUUCCAAAGAUAAUCCAAAUAAGACGAAUGAGUCUGAAAUUACUCGGUCACCUAAAGCUCCAGUCCGUUCUGCAGUUAUAAGUUCUGUUAAGAAACCCAUUGGUGCGAAGAAAUCUGGAAGCAAGACUGGGGGGCUUGGCGUCCGUAAGCUCACGACAAAGCCAAAUGAAAGCCUGUAUGAGCAGAAGCCUGAAGAACCAGCACCUGUUGCAGUGUCAGCUAAGUCUAACACAACAAAUGGUCAGUUGCUUUCCACUCGAUUUGAAUAUGUGGAUGUGGAGAACACACCUUCCACCAAGAGCAGCUCUGAUGGCCCACAAGUGAUCAGUCACGUUGCACCACCAAAAUCUUCAAGCUUUUUUGCGGACUUCGGAAUGGAUGGUGGAUUUGAGAAAAAGUCAAACUCCAUUUCAUCAAAUAUCCAAGAAAGUAAUGAAGCAAGACAGAAAUUCUCAAAUGCAAAAUCCAUAUCAUCAGCUCAAUUCUUUGGUGAUCAGAACAAAGCUAGUGAUGCUCAAAUAUCCCUAGAGAAAUUCACGGGGUCAACAUCCAUCUCGAGCGCUGAUCUCUUUGGUCAUGAAACUGAUUCUGGAGUAGAGUUGACUGCUGCAGACCUCAUCAACAAAAUCUCAUUCCAGGCAUCACAAGAUAUAUCGUCACUCAAGAACAUAGCUGGGGAGACUGGGAAGAAGCUGUCAUCGUUAGCUUCUGGUUUCAUUAAUGACUUCCAGAAUAGAAUGCUUUAAGUGGACUGCAUGGGUUUGCAUUCAUAUACAUGCUCAACAGCCAGCUGAUCAUUAGACAGAUGGAAGUUGCUUGUUAGUUGUCAAAAGCUCAAAAUUACCCCCCCUCAAUUUUUUUGUCUUCCGAGCUGUAGCAAUAAACCUCAGUAGUUACUGUGCACCGGAUGCAUGUAAAACUGUAAAACACAUACCAGACUUCGUUCAUUAAAACUAUAUAUAUACGUAGAAUUCUCUCUGAA
Molecule: messenger RNA, 1557 nt
Organism: Musa acuminata subsp. malaccensis (wild Malaysian banana)
Lineage: Eukaryota; Viridiplantae; Streptophyta; Magnoliopsida; Zingiberales; Musaceae
Product: probable ADP-ribosylation factor GTPase-activating protein AGD8
Biological process (GO): COPI coating of Golgi vesicle
Molecular function (GO): GTPase activator activity
Source: RefSeq, a predicted model, not a curated record